Messenger RNA from Salmo salar (Atlantic salmon), 2185 nucleotides. NCBI's taxonomy places the organism in Eukaryota, Metazoa, Chordata, Actinopteri, Salmoniformes, Salmonidae. The record is from RefSeq and is a predicted model, not a curated record.
UUAAAACUUUGAGCAUUAUUGCCAGGCCUGUUUGUCAUUCUCCUAGCAUGAGCACCCAACAAACUCUGCUCUGUGACUGUCUGCACGUCCUUAUCUCUCCCCCUUGCCUCAUAAGAAGAUUAGCCUAUGUUGCUUAGUUAUUUAGCAGGUCAUCUUAGCUAACCUUCAUUGGACUGGGCUCUCUCUCAGCUUGAAUGAUAUCCUGAGGUUUCAAAUAGAUUCAUAGAAUUGUCAGAAUGCUCGUCCUCAGCCUAACAAAACUGAAAUGUGUUGCUUUUGGCUCCGUUGAUGUCUGUCCUGACAGCUUUGGGAGGGAGGGCUGGGAGUCUGUCGUCGUCGGAGAGCCUAGCUGGCAGGGGCGUUAAUUAGCCUAGCCUGGCAGCUCCCAUCAUCCCAGUCUCAAAGAGAGACAGCUCCCCUGGCACCCCAAGGAGUGGCCUAGAUGUCAGUGUGGCUCUGUGGGGCUCCUGUGGAAAUGUACUAGUGGGUGUUCUCAACAGAUCAGCCCUGUCUGUCUGUGAGCUGUAGGUGAACCCCGCACGGUUUAAUACCCAAGCCUGACCACAUAACAAAACCUUGGAGUACCUCAGGGCUGAAUGGACACGUCGUUUUGAUUAAGCAACAGGGUAUCCAGUGCACCCAUGACAAAGCUUUCGAUAAGAAAGACAGACCUACAGCCAGGUCCAGAAGGCUAGAUUCUGAGCCAUGGCUGUGGGAGGUGGGCUUCAGAGGAGCACCAGAGCAGCCUAUCAGGAUGCUGGGUGUCACCACACCCAGCUAGAGGUCAGAGGUCAGACCUGAGAGAGAGAACCAGAGAGAGAGGAUGGAGACCAGAGGGCGCAGUACCAGGGCAGGGGUUCUGUUCUGGACCCCUGCUCCUCAACACCCCUCUCCCUCCACCUCCAUAGACUCAGACGUGGACUGGUGGGAUGAGGAUGAGGAGGAAGGUGGGGACAGGAAAGAAGAGGAAGAAGAGGACUUCCACAGCCAGAUGGAUGAGAAUGGGAUUAUAGGACUGGAGAACGCCUUGCAGAAUGUGGGUCUGGGAAAAGAGGAGGAGGAGGGAGAGGAGGAGGGAGUGGAGAAUGGAGAGGAUGAUCUGCCCUGGUACUCUGGAGCCUUGGACCCAGAGGGACCCAGGGAGGGGUUCCUGUCCUCCACUAGGGCAGGUGGGAUUGGGCUGGACCAGAGGUUGGAGCAGGUAGACCCAUUGGAGGAGCUGAGUUAUAACCUGAGUGACCUGCAGAACUCUGAGCCUCUGUCCCAGUCUGAGCCACCUGGAGAGGACACACACACCCUGUCAUUCGAUGUCCUGGAGGCCAAGGACAGUGUGGAGAUCUGGAGUGAGGAUGAGGAGCAGCAGCAAAAGUAUGAAGAGGUGCAGAGCUGGUGGUCCACAGGCAGCGGAUGGAGCAUCUCCCAGAGAGAGACAGACAGCUGGACAUGACAGAGGAUGAAAGGAAAGUGGAGGAGGAUGGAGAGGAGGAGGAGGAGGACAGCGAGCCUCAAGCACACACUGAUAUGAUGUCAUGUCCUGUAAUAGCGGGGGCUGGGUCAUGCUGGGAUCAGGGCCAUAGUGUCAGAGGAGAAGAGAGAGAGGUCAAUGCCAUAAGAAGUUACAGUGCCGACCUACAAAUAGAAGAGACUAGUGAACUCUCUGAGAGUGACAACAGAGGGGGGACACGGUUGGUAGUGAGUGACAACAGAGAGGGGACACGGUUGGUAGAGAGUGACAAUAGAGGAGGGACACGGUUGGUAGAGAGUGACAACAGAGGUGGGACACGGUUGGUAGAGAGUGACAACAGAGGGGGGACAUGGUUGGUAGAGAGUGUCACCUGACAAGCCACGAGCCAUGGCUCGAUCCCCUCAGAAAGGCUGGCAUGCACGCUCACAGUCCCCUCCUCACUGCAGCACCCAGGACAGGAGCCUCCGGACCCACAGGGAGAGUCCCAGCCCCAACCCAGGAGCCAUGACCCUGACAUUGACGAGGGCUGGAGCGGGCCACUGACCUACCCCACCCCAGACUUCUCUGUUAUCACUCUCUAAGGUUGGUAGAGAGUGACAACAGAGGGGUGACACUGUUGGUAGAGAGUGACAACAAAGGGAGGACAUUUUUUUAUUUUAUUUAUUUCACCUUUAUUUAACCAGGUAGGCUAGUUGAGAACAAGUUCUCAUUUGCAACUGC